Messenger RNA from Saimiri boliviensis boliviensis (Bolivian squirrel monkey), 3844 nucleotides. It is a transcript of the gene SLF1, whose product is annotated as SMC5-SMC6 complex localization factor 1. Lineage: Eukaryota; Metazoa; Chordata; Mammalia; Primates; Cebidae. Gene Ontology annotation, molecular function: protein binding. Gene Ontology annotation, cellular component: site of double-strand break; nucleus. The record is from RefSeq and is a predicted model, not a curated record. Gene Ontology annotation, biological process: DNA damage response; protein localization to site of double-strand break; positive regulation of double-strand break repair.
GCGCGCGGCGGGAAAUUAUUUCCCAGAGCCCGGAUUAGUGAAGCAGUUGAGUGCUGCAGCGGCAGUCGUCGCUCUUGCCGCCGCCGCCACCCGAGGAAAGCAUCCUACACACUUCGGCCGGGAAGAUGGGAGAUGGUGCCCCAAAGCAUAUCAUACAAAUGACAGGAUUUAAGAUGGAAGAAAAGGAAGCUCUAGUCAAAUUACUUUUAAAACUAGAUUGUACCUUUAUUAAGAGUGAGAAAUACAAAAAUUGUACACAUCUUAUAGCCGAACGCCUAUGUAAGAGUGAAAAAUUUUUAGCAGCUUGUGCAGCAGGAAAGUGGAUACUAACUAAAGACUAUAUAAUUCAUAGUGCCAAAAGUGGCAGAUGGCUUGAUGAAACAACUUAUGAAUGGGGAUAUAAAAUUGAAAAAGAUUCUGAUUAUUCACCUCAAAUGCAAUCUGCACCUAAAAGAUGGCGUGAAGAACUGAAACGCACUGGUGCUCCAGGAGCCUUCCACAGAUGGAAAGUUGUCCUCCUUGUUAGAACUGAUAAGCGAAGUGAUUCUCUUAUAAGAGUUUUGGAGGCUGGAAAGGCAAAUAUUAUUUUACCAAAAAGUUCACCAAGUGGAAUAACUCAUGUGAUUGCCAGUAAUGCAAGAAUUAAAGCUGAGAAAGAAAAGGAUAACUUUAAGGCUCCAUUUUAUCCAAUUCAGUAUCUAGGGGAUUUUCUUUUAGAGAAAGAAAUUCAGAAUGAUCAAGAUUCUCAAACCAGUUCUGUUUGGACUAAACAUGGCAAUGAAGAAAAAAACAAAGAUUUCAGGAAAGAUGCAGGAUUUCUUGAAAUGAAAGGUGCCUUAAGAGAGACCAUGUAUAAAACCCAGAAAGAAAUGCAAAAUCACGAUGAAGAUAUUAAUGUUGGUUCUGUUUUGACUGAACAUCACAAAAAAGAAUCCAGUGGUUCCAGUAAAGAUUUGAAAUUUAUUAAAAUGAGAAAUACCUUUGGAAGGCAUACAUAUGAAAAUCAGAAGGAAAUUAAGAGAAAAGAUGAAGAUAUUCAAAGGAGUUAUGCUUUGAGGAGAAAACGCAAGAAAGGAAAAGAAAGCGACUGCAAAAAAGAUGUUGAACCUGAAAAAAUUAAAAGUACCUUAAGAAGGCACAUGUGUUAUAGAGAUCAGAAAGAAAUGAAGAAUUCUAUUUUUGCUGAAUAUACCAAAGAAUCAAAAAACAUGGAUAUCAGGACAGAUGUAGAUGUUGUUGAAAUAAAACAUGCCUUAAGGAAGCACAUAUAUAGAGCUCAGGCUUUUAGACACAACUGCAUUAGAAUAGAUAAACAACUGGUGUACAAUAUAGAGGUUAAAAAUGCUGAAUUUCCCAGAGGUAUAUUAAAUUUAAUUGAAAGCCUCAUAGAAGGACAGUUUUUUAAGGAAGCAAUUGAGGAGCUUUCCACUUUGCAGGCACAUUAUAUCCCUCCUGUAUGCCUUCUUCAUGCCCUUCUAGAGAACAUUCUACAGGAUAACAUAGAUACAUUUUCUGGUCGAUACUUUCAUAUAUUGUCAGCUCUUCUUCACCUGCAUCCUCCCUGGAAGUCUCCAGCCAUGUCAAGAUAUUAUUUAGAGUUGUUUCAGUGUCCAACUUGCAUGAAAGGAGCAUGGUCUUUAGUAGAAGUGCUUAUCAGGUCCUGCCUUUUCAAUGAAAGUUUUUGUCAUCAAAUUUCAGAUAAUAUUGGCUCUAAGGUGCUCCACCUGACACUGCUCAAAUUUUUCUUUAAUUUAAUUGAAAGUGAAGUACAACAUCUGAGUCAAAAGUUGUAUGACUGGUCAGAUUCUCAGAGUCUGAAAAUAACAGGAAAGGCAAUGCUUCUUGAAAUUUUUUGGGCAGGAAGUGAAACCUCCGGGCUUUUGACCAAACCAGUAAAUAUGCUUUUGGAAUGGACUAUAUAUUCUCACAAGGAAAAAUGCAAGUCUAAUGAUGUCUUCAAACAUGAACUAGCUUACUUAUUGGCUGGAAUUCUUGGAGCAGCAAUAGAUUAUUGGAUCUUCCUUGGUCUUAGGAUGGGUAGAAAUGUGAUGCGACACAUGUCUGAUGACUUCGGAAAUUAUAUUUCUCUUUCAUGUGAUGACUUUUCUUCACAGGAAUUAGAGAUUUUCAUUUGCUCCUUUUCCUCCUCCUGGCUUCAAAUGUUUGUUGCAGAGGCAGUCUUUAAAAAGUUGUGUCUACAGAGCUCUGGCAGUGUUUCUUCUGAGCCACUCUCUCUUCAGAAAAUGGUAUAUUCCUAUUUACCAGCCUUGGGGAAAACUGGUGUGCUUGGGUCUGGCAAGAUUCAGAUAUCAAAGAAAAUAGGACAGAGGCUUUGUUUUGAAUCUCAGAGAGCCUUACUAAUGCUGAAUGGUACUAAACAAAACCAAGUCGAAGAGCUGCCACAGUUACCGGGCCUGAACCUUGCUAAAUGUUCCUCAUCAUUAAAAAAAUUGAAAAAGAAGUCAGAAGGAGAAUUGUUAUGUUCCAAGGAGAAUUGCCCCUCUGUAGUUAAAAAGAUGAAUUUUCACAAGACUAAUCUAAAAGGAGAAACAGCCCUGCAUAGAGCUUGCAUAAAUAACCAAGUGGAGAAAUUGAUUCUUCUUCUCUCUUUGCCAGGAAUAGACAUCAAUGUUAAAGACAAUGCUGGCUGGACGCCUUUGCAUGAAGCCUGUAACUAUGGCAACACAGUGUGUGUCCAGGAAAUUUUGCAACGUUGUCCAGAGGUAGAUCUGCUCACUCAAGUGGACGGGGUGACUCCUUUGCAUGAUGCACUGUCAAACGGACAUGUAGAAAUUGGCAAGCUGCUACUACAGCAUGGGGGCCCAGUGCUUUUACAACAGAGAAAUGCUAAAGGAGAAUUGCCCUUGGAUUAUGUGGUUUCACCUCAAAUCAAAGAAGAGCUAUUUGCUAUUACAAAAAUAGAAGAUACAGUGGAGAACUUUCAUGCACAAGCCGAGAAACAUUUUCAUUAUCAGCAACUUGAAUUUGGCUCAUUUUUACUUAGUAGGAUGUUGCUAAAUUUUUGUUCAGUUUUUGAUUUGUCUUCAGAGUUCAUUUUAGCUUCCAAAGGGUUAACUUAUCUAAAUGAACUGCCUAUGGCUUGUAAAAGUGAUAAAGAAACCACCAGUGUUCAUACUGACUGGUUAUUAGAUAUUUAUGCUAGAAAUAUAAAGACAUUGCAGAAACUCCCACAUAUUCUUAAGGAACUGCCUGAGAAUUUGAAAGUGUGUCCUGGAGUACACACUGAGACCUUGAUGAUAACAUUGGAAAUGAUGUGUCGGUCAGUCACAGAGUUUUCAUGAUGAUGCUAGAAAGUACGGAUUGAUGUUCUAAAAUUUAAUUCAACUUGCAUUGGCAUUUACUAUGGAUGUCAUAGCUUAUGGACAGAUAGAAAUUUGAUUUAUUUAUUGACAAACUUUGCAGCCUUGCUAAAUUUUAAAAGCAUUUUCUAAAAAUCUUCUGCAAAACUCUAGUGUGCUUCUGACUCUUUCCAGGGUGUAGAAUUUGACUCAAAAGUAAAAAUAAUUUUGUUUUAGUAUAUACUGGUUUCAUUAAUCUUUAAUUUUUUGUUAUGAAAGUGAUAUAUUGUACAUGUAAAAUUAAUAUAAAUCUUUUUUCCAAUCAAAAUGAAUGUCAUCUAUUCUAGAUGUUCUAGGUCUUAGAAUCAUGGCAAGGAUAUUCAUACAAAUGUGUACCUGUAAACUUGUAGCUCCUGAGUCUUAUGGAUGGAUUUUGAGGAACAAAAACAUGUAGCUCCCUAUUUUUUCUCUAUAGGCUGUGGGACUGAAAUAUGCAUUUUAGCUUUGUGUGUUUCUAAAAUAAACAUUUCUAAAAUUUAUAGUAA